Messenger RNA from Nerophis lumbriciformis (worm pipefish), 5469 nucleotides. It is a transcript of the gene eif2ak4, whose product is annotated as eukaryotic translation initiation factor 2 alpha kinase 4. NCBI's taxonomy places the organism in Eukaryota, Metazoa, Chordata, Actinopteri, Syngnathiformes, Syngnathidae. Gene Ontology annotation, cellular component: cytoplasm; nucleus. Gene Ontology annotation, biological process: DNA damage checkpoint signaling; regulation of translational initiation by eIF2 alpha phosphorylation. Gene Ontology annotation, molecular function: protein binding; ATP binding; eukaryotic translation initiation factor 2alpha kinase activity. The record is from RefSeq and is a predicted model, not a curated record.
CACCUGCGACGGGAUGUGCGACAGCCACGUGACACUUCACUGUUGUGUUGACUCCUGAGAAGCUAGCUAACUUCGAGGCUGCUAGUUUUUGUCAACAAGAAGCUCCGUGUGAGCUCAAACAGAAGUAGAAGCCGAAAGAAGCCGUCGCACAGCGGCUUGGUUUUACCCCGCCUUCCUCAUUCUCGCUCGACUGUGACAGGACUGAGCCGGACUGCCAUGUAGACGCGGCGGAAGGAUGAGUGGCCACUUCACUUCCACAGAGGCCACGGAGGACUACACGGUCCAGCAGGAAAAUGAGCUGGAGGCUCUGGCAUCCAUCUUCGAGGAAGACUUCCAGGAUAUUCGCCAAAAGGAUCCGUGGAAUGUGCGAAGACCUUCAGAAGUACACCUCUUUUUGAGACCCAAAGAACUGAACCACAACCAAGAAUGUUACGUGACUGUGGACCUGCAAGUCAAAUGUCCACCUAAUUACCCAGACGUGCCUCCAGACCUGGAGCUAAAGAAUGUUAAAGGUCUCUCAAAUGAUAACCUGCAAACACUCCAGGGUGAACUUACCAAGCUGGCAGCAGCACGUUGUGGGGAGGUGAUGAUUUACGAGCUAGCGGACCACAUUCGGGGAUUCCUGAGCGAGCACAACAAGCCUCCCCCACGGUCCUUCCAUGAGGAGAUGCUGAAGAACCUUGAAAAGCAGCAGGAGAAGCGAGACCUGGAGGAGAAGCAGAGAAUAGACCAGCAGCGCAAGCAGGCGGAAGAAAUGGAAAAAGAAAUCUUGGCUGAAAUCCAGAGAAGAGAAGAGGAAAAACGAGAGGAAAAGAGGAGAAAAGAGAUUGUGAAACAGGAGCAACUUGAGAGUAUGGAAGAGUCUAUCCCUGCUACUAUCCUGGGAAAGAGCCCGCCUAGUCCAUGUGGGACUCCUCUUGAUGUCACAGAUGCCAGAAAAGGAAUCGCACACCGCCGUCGGACUACAUCGAAUUCUCGUCACAGACGUGACACAAUCAACGAAGACAACCCACACACGCAGGAGCGUCUUCACUUCUACAGCAGCACCUUUGGAGAACUUGUUGUGCACAGAGGAAGACAUUUAGGAGUGAGUAAGAGGCUCGGCCGUAAUGUUUAUAAUGGAUUUGAGGUAAACUCAGGUGACUUUGCUGUCAUUUAUGAGUGGUCAUUGCUUUGGAGCAAGAAAAUGGGCACCUUCUUCACCAGCCAGGAGAAAAGCAAGAUUGACAACUGUAAAAAACAGAUCCACGCAGCUGAAAACGAGUUCAAUUCCCUGCUGCGGCUGGAGCACCCAAACCUGGUGCACUAUAAGGCGCUUAGCUCCAGCGAGAAGGAAGACUGCCUUGUGGUGGACAUGCUGGUGGAGCACAUUGGAGGCGUCAGUUUAAACCAAAGUCUCCUCAAUCACACGCCCGUCCCUCUGGACAAACUGUGUCUUUAUACUGCCCAGCUUCUGGCUGCACUCGACUACCUGCACUCCAACUCUGUUGUCCACAAACACCUGGGGGCUUCCAGUGUACUGCUGGACUCUGAUGGCAAUAUUCGAUUGACUGAUUACAGCUUAUCAAAGAGAUUCGCAGAUAUCUGCAAGGAAGAUAUUUUUGAGCAGGCACAUGUGCGCUUCUCUGAAGACACGGCGAUGCCAGCCAAGACAGGCAAGAGGGGGGACGUGUGGAACUUGGGGCUUACUCUGCUGGCUCUGAGUCAAGGCGAAGAAGUGAAGGAGUAUCCAGUGACGGUGCCCUCCAGCCUGCCGACUGACUUCAAGGACUUCCUCCAAAAGUGCAUCUGCCCGAAUGAUGUAGAUCGAUGGACAACGCAGCAACUCUUGGACCACGACUUCCUCAAGCCUCCAUCGCCUAGAAACCCUUUUCAGGACCAGGAAAUCACCCCAGAAGAUAUUGCAGUAGAUUUGGCAUCUUCUGUAAUCCCACACGGCCACAUUCUGAACGGUCCAUUCAGUUCUGGGGUGCUAAGACAGUUUUCCCGCUACUUCAGUGAGUUUGAGGAACUCCAACUUUUGGGCAAAGGGGCGUUCGGCGCUGUUAUUAAGGUUCAGAACAAACUUGAUGGAUGCUACUAUGCUGUGAAGCGCAUCGAGGUCAACCCCGCCAGCAGGCAGUUCAGGCGCAUCAAAGGCGAGGUAACACUGCUCUCACGUCUUAACCAUGAGAACAUUGUGCGCUACUACAAUGCAUGGAUCGAAAAGAGCGAAGUGCCGGCCACGGAGAUGCACAGCAACACCGACAGUUCUGAGCCACUGAGCACUGAUGACAAGCAGCUUUCGCGUGGGAAUCCUGUAGCUCGGCUCAACGAGCUUGGUCUUCCUGACAAUGUGGAGGACAUUGCACCUCCUCCUGCUUUAUCUAGCUCCGUGGAAUGGUCCACGUCUAUUGAGAGGUCCUCCACUGCUAAGCGUAGCCGACAUCAGUCAAGUGAUGAUGAUGAUGAUGAUGAUGAUGAAGACGACGUUUUUGGCGCCUCUUUUUUGCCAUCAGAUAGCGACUCCAUCAGUGACAUAAUUUUUGACAACGGUGAUGACAGCACAGAUGAGAUGUCACAGGGUGGACCUGGCAGAAGGCCGCUAAGUGGCACAACGACAAGUGCAGACACGGAUCGACCUCUUGUUGUUGUGCAUUACCUGUAUAUACAAAUGGAAUACUGUGAAAAAAGCACUUUGCGAGACACAAUAGACCAAGGUCUGCAUCAGGACCAGAAUCGGUUAUGGAGGCUCUUUAGGGAAAUUCUAGACGGUCUUGCUUACAUCCACGAGCAGGGAAUGAUUCACAGGGACUUGAAGCCCGUCAACAUCUUCCUUGACCAUCAAGAUCGUGUGAAAAUUGGUGAUUUUGGUCUGGCUACGGACCAUCCGGCCAGUGUGGCUGCAGAUAAAUUUGAAGUGGAGGAGAGUGGUUCAGCAGCAAUGCAAAAACUGGACCCAACAGGAAACAUGACUGGAAUGGUUGGCACAGCCCUCUAUGUUAGUCCAGAAGUUCAAGGAAAUACCAAAGCUACCUACAACCAAAAAGUUGAUUUGUUCAGCCUGGGCAUCAUUCUCUUUGAGAUGUCCUAUCGGCCUAUGAUCACUGGAGCAGAGCGCAUAUCUGUCUUGAGCCAGCUCCGUGUGGAGGCCAUCCAAUUCCCGGAGGACUUUAGUGCAUACGAGCAAGGAACUCAAAGGAAGGUGAUAGAGUGGUUGCUGAAGCAUGACCCUGCACUGCGCCCCACUGCCCAGGAGCUGCUGAAGAGUGAGCUCCUGCCUCCAUCCCAGAUGGAAGAGUCAGAGUUGCAUGAAGUGUUGCAGCACACCAUGGCCAAUAUCAAUUGCAAAGCUUACCGCAGCAUGGUGGGCCAGUUGUUUGCUCAGAUCACUUCACCAGUCAUGGAUUUCACCUAUGACAUAGACCUGCACAAGGGCAGCUUCAGUUUCAGCAGUGCCAGAUUGCAGCAGUAUGUGUAUGAGACAAUCACCAGGAUCUUCAAGAAGCACAGUGCGGUACGCCUGCAGACACCGCUGCUGCUCCCUAGAAACAGGAAGGUGUAUGAAGGCAGUGAGCCUGCCUGCUUCAUGGACCACAGCGGCAUGCUGGUGACGCUACCUUAUGACCUUCGCAUGGCUUUUGCAAGAUUUGUCGCAAGAAACAACAUAACACUUCUAAAAAGGUACAGCAUUGAGCGCGUGUUUCGCCCCAGGAAGCUGGAUCGUUCUCACCCAAGGGAACUUCUGGAGUGUGCCUUUGACAUCAUCACACCUGUCACCAACAGCCUUCUCCCAGAUGCCGAGACCAUUUACACCAUCUCUGAAAUAGUCCAGGAAUUCCCUGCACUUCAGGAAAGGAAUUAUAACAUAUACUUGAACCAUACUAGCGUGUUAAAGGCUAUCCUGUUGCACAGCGGAAUCCCUGAGGACAAACUGAACCAGGCCUCCAACAUACUAUGUGAUGCCAUGUGUGAAAAGCUGACCAGGCAUGAAGUAGAGGCAAAGUUCUGCAACUUUUCACUGUCGACCAACAGUUUGCAGGUGUUGUACAAGUACAUAGAACAGAAGGGAACUCUGAAGGAAGUGGCACCAUUUCUGAUGUCACUUACCAAGCAGAAGACUGCCGUCACGCAGCUGGCUAAGCAAGGCCUUAAGGACCUGGAGGAGGUCACGAUGCUGCUUCAAAAACUCGGAGUGAAACAGCAAGUAAUAGUCAAUCUAGGUUUAGUUUACAAGGUGCAACACCACUCUGGGAUUAUUUUCCAGUUUGUGGCCUUUAUCAGGAAACGUAAACGGACUGUGCCAGAUAUACUGGCUGCUGGAGGACGUUAUGACCACCUGAUCUUGGAAUUUCGUGGGCCCUCCUCUACGGUGCCAGUCCCCUCUGCAGUGGGUGCCAGUGUGGCGGUGGACAAAGUCUGUGCUGUGGUGGCCAACAUGGAGGAGCCACCAUCAGCAAGCUCCUGUGAUGUACUUGUGGUGCCAGUGGGAUAUUCAUCCAUGUGCAGAGCAGUCAGUGUUGUUCAGAAACUUUGGAGUGCCGGUGUCUCUGCAGACAUUUCUUACGAUGUCUCACAGUCUCAGGAGAUGUUGAUGGACCACUGCAGAGUAGCUGGCAUCACCUGCUUGGCCUUGGUGUCUGACAAAGAGGGUAACUAUGUGAAGGUCAAAUCGUUUGAGAAGGACAGACAAUCUGAGAAAAGGGUUCCUGAGUUGGACUUGGUGGAGCACAUCAUUCAGAAGUAUCGGACCAAAUUCUUUGAAGAAAGGAACAUCAGGGAAAUAUCUGAAAGUAUGUCCCAGAACUCUAAAGGCUCCCAGCUCAACACCACAGGCUCUUCAGAGCAGCAUGGGAGCAGCUGCAGCAUGAACAUGAAUGUGAAUGUCAUCAGUUUGGAGAAAGUCUCUGCCAGUGCAAGACGCCGCUUUGAGACUCAGAUCCACACCAGAUUACAAAAUCUUGCAAGCAGUUUGCAAAACAAGAGCAGUGACAUUGAAGUUCUGGCAGUGGACCUUCAGAAGGAAAUACUGAUCAACUUCCUGUCUCUGGAGUUUGAAAGUGAGGAACAGUACAACAGCAGUGUGAACACUCUGCUGUUGCGUCUCCCCAAGCAGCGCUACUUGAAGUCUAUCUGUGACGAGAUCCACCAUUUCAAAAUGACCAAAAGGGUGCCUGUGGUUGUCUUGUACAGCUUGAAGGACGAUUACUACAAGACCCUUCUGUGAAAAACUUUGUGUUUCACGACCCGGACCACUUCUUGAUUCUGGCUUAGGAAAUGUUCACCUUUGGACUUGAAGAAUAUGUGCUGCAAGCACAUGCCCCCAAAUACGAUUUUCAAUCAUACCUCAGCUAUGUAAGUGUGGUGGCGGUCCUGCCCCAGUAGAAGGUUGGUGGACUUUAUUGCCUUAAGACUUUGUAGUAGGGCUUUUUACUGAGUACAUUAUUUUUUGUAAUAUGCAGUCAGACUGAAAGUGAAAAUAAAUCUUGC